This is a messenger RNA of Xiphophorus couchianus (Monterrey platyfish), 1380 nucleotides long. It is a transcript of the gene decr2, whose product is annotated as 2,4-dienoyl CoA reductase 2, peroxisomal. Gene Ontology annotation, molecular function: 2,4-dienoyl-CoA reductase (NADPH) activity. Gene Ontology annotation, cellular component: peroxisome. Lineage: Eukaryota; Metazoa; Chordata; Actinopteri; Cyprinodontiformes; Poeciliidae. The transcript is spliced from 10 exons. Gene Ontology annotation, biological process: fatty acid catabolic process. The coding region runs from base 218 to 1117 and encodes 299 amino acids. The record is from RefSeq and is a predicted model, not a curated record.
GAAUUACAGCGACUGCGUUCAACGUCCAAGGUCCAUGUUGUGCUCCUGCAGAGCUUGAGGAACCGAUCUGAAGAAGUUCUCUGUGUGACAAAUUUGGGUUUUAGUUUGUUUUUCUUCAGUCACGCUGAACAGAACCAGAAUCAGAACCGAAACCAGCUCAUUUCUUGCAACAACCGAACUGACAGAAACCACUUUAACUGGACCGAAGAGAACAGACAUGGCAGAACACAGAAGAACAGAAGAGCUUCCUGAAGAUGUUGGUUCAGAUGACUGCUUGGCUUCAUACACACACAUCUACAGCCCAGAUUUACUAAAAGAUCAAGUUGCUUUUAUCACAGGAGGCGGAUCUGGAAUAGGACUUCGUAUCGCUGAGAUCUUCAUGAGACAUGGUUGUGACACAGUGAUCGCUAGCAGGAACCUGGACAAGCUGAAAGAGGCGGCGGUGAAGCUGUCGGCUGCUUCAGGACGACGCUGCCUCCCUCUGCGGAUCGAUGUGAGGCAGCCUGACGGCAUCGCAGCCGCUGUGGACGAGACGCUGAAGGAGUUUGGCCGUUUAGACAUCUUGAUCAACAAUGCUGCUGGAAACUUUCUCUGUCCUGCCUCUGCACUCUCCUUCAACGCUUUCAAAACCGUCCUGGAGAUCGACACCAUGGGAACGUUCAACACCAGCAAGGUGGUUUAUGAGAAAUGGUUCAAGGAUCAUGGCGGCAACGUGGUGAACGUCUCGGCCACGCUGGCGUACCGAGGGCAGGCCCUGCAGGUUCACGCUGGCUCUGCCAAGGCAGCAAACGAUGCCAUGACGAAGCACCUGGCGGUGGAGUGGGGGCCCAGCGGAGUACGGGUCAAUGCCGUGGCCCCCGGUCCGAUCUCUGGUACCGAGGGUUACCGCAAACUCGGCGGUCCUGCUGCCGAGGCCGCGGGUUCGUUCCAGGCCGUUCCUCUGCAGCGAGCCGGCAACAAGACGGAGAUGGCCCACUGCGCUCUCUUCCUGGCCAGCCGAGCGUCUUCCUACGUGACGGGCGCCAUCUUGGUGGCGGACGGCGGGGCGUGGCUGACCUCGCCCAACGACGUCUCGGCGCUGCUGGGUAUAGCUGCCUCUAAACGCGCUAAGCUGUGAGUCCUCCUCCUGACCAGGUUACUGGUUGCCGGAAAAGAGGAAGGACAAGUGAUCAGGAGAAAUCAGGACCUGUGUAAAGAAAUUAAGCAACUUAUGGACAAUGUUUGAUGUUUAUUAUGGAUUCUGCUGCUUUAGGUGUUGGAAGGUUUCUAGUAGAGAAGAACACAAAUAAAUUAUGUUCAUAUUGUUUAUAAGGAAUUACAACUGUGCAUUAGGAUUAAAAAAUUAGUAAAUUUCAGCCAAAAAAUGUGAGAUAUCUCUUA